AUGUCUUCUUCUUCUCAGUGGCGUGGCAAGGCUAUAAUCCCUAUACAUUUCUCAGCUAUUAUCUUCAAUAAAACUGAUCUUCAGACUCUGAAAAUAUCAAGUAAAUUUACAAGGACAUAUGGAGGUGGUUUGUUGAAUCCAAUGUUUUUGAAGCCUCCAGAUGGCACCAAAUGGGAAGUGAAUUGGACCAGAAAAAAUGAUGAGGAGGUUUGGUUCCAAAAGGGUUGGAACAAAUUCACUGAAAACUACUCCUUAGAUCAUGGCCACUUGAUUGUUUUCACCUAUCAUGGAAAUUCACAACUUGAUGUUCACAUCUUUGACAAAUCUGCCUCUGAAAUACUCUAUCCGGGGUUAAAGUUAAACACUACUCCUACUACUGCUUGUGAUGAUGAAAAGAACAUCAAACUUGAUCUCAUGCACAAUGAUGAUGAUGAUGACUCAAUUGAGAUUUUGAAGCCUUGUAAACACAAACGCAGCAUGCUAGUGUUGGUUCCUCAACCUUGUAAUAAAAGAAUGAAAGAUGAGAAGAAGAAGGUUGCUGAAAGAAGAUCAAGUUGUUCAUCAUUGAAUUGGCCAAAGCAAGAAAGAGCACAGGAAGUAGCUAUGAACUUCGUGUCUCAUAAUCCUUUCUUCACAAUGUUCAUAACCCAUAUCCAUCUAACACAAUACAAAGCGGGUGUGCCAAACAUGAAAGAGUAUACUGAUGAGGAUGAGAAGGAUGUGGAGCUGAAAAUUGGGGAGAAAUCGUGGAAAGUCAAACUGAGGCGUGGUAGCAACUCUUCAAAUUGUCGGUACUUGGGUGGUGGAUGGUCCUUGUUUGCAGAUGAGAGUGAAUUGCUUCCUGGAGAUAAAAUACCCGACAAAUUUGCCCUGAAAUAUGGAAGUGGUUUGUCCAAUCCAGUGUUUUUAAAGCCUCCAGAUGGAAUAAGGUGGAAGGUGUGUUUGAGAAAAAAGAAUGAUCAAGUUUGGUUUGAAAAAGGUUGGAAAGAAUUCACUCAAAAGUAUUCUCUGGAUCAUGGAUGCUUGGUUCUGUUUAAAUACGAAGGAACUACUUCCCAAUUUGAUGUCAUUAUCAUUGAUGAUGAUGCUUUAGAAAUAGACUAUUCUUCCUACAAUGGAAAUGAUAAUGAUGAUGUUUCAGUUCAGAUUGUAAAGGAAAUCCAUCCAUACAAGAAGAACAAAGAAACCAUAAGAGAUGAGAAGAAUGUGACUACUUCUUUGUCAUUGAAUUGGCCAAGGGAACCAAGAGCACGACAAGAAGCUAACAAAUUCGUAUCUAACAACCCUUUUUUCACUGUGCUCAUAAAGCCUCCUCAUAUCACAGAAUAUCGAUUGUGCAUACCAGGUUUGGAAGGUUAUGUGGAUAAUGGAGUGAAGAAUGUGAAGCUUGAGUAUGGGGAUAGAUCGUGGCCUGUGAAGAUGCUUAAUUGUAACAAAACCUAUUCAAAUCGCUUCCUUUCUGCUGGGUGGAACUUGUUUGCACAAGAGAAUGAGUUGAAGCCCGGAGAUGUUUGUGUCUUUGAACUUGUUAAUAUGCAAGAUUUGGUCUUUAAGGUUCAUGUUUUUGCUGCCCAUCAUGCUUAA
This is a messenger RNA of Arachis stenosperma, 1584 nucleotides long. Its product is annotated as putative B3 domain-containing protein Os03g0621600. The coding region runs from base 1 to 1584 and encodes 527 amino acids. The transcript has 7 exons. Gene Ontology annotation, molecular function: DNA binding. NCBI's taxonomy places the organism in Eukaryota, Viridiplantae, Streptophyta, Magnoliopsida, Fabales, Fabaceae. The record is from RefSeq and is a predicted model, not a curated record.